GUUUGGUUUCGGUCGGCCAUUACAGCAGGAAGUUCCUUUUCGGCUUUGAUUUGUUUUACCCCUCGCCGAUUCACGCAUUGGUUAGCUGGCCUCCUGCAUUAGGCCUGCAUCAAUCUGCAUAAUGAUUGCAACCUGACCUCAGCCCCCUGUCGCUGUUGGCAUCAAGUUCAUUGUAGCUAACUACAAAGCUUCCCCGCCCAAAUGGAGACGGAUUUUCUGUAAAUUCGUCUGUACCCCUGAUUCUAUGACUUAGAACAAACACUCCAAAUGCCUGUAUUGUGGACUGUCGACGAUGAAGUUCAAUUUCACCGGGCCGUUUUACAGCUAUCCAAGUUGAGGCAAACGCCUCGCCAGGAAGUCAAUUAUCGACAGCAAUACCAGGGGGACUCCAAAGCCUCUGGCUAUAUUCUGCGAUUCGAAGACGAAAUGCAACUGGCCGACCAUGUUGCUUUCGUUGCUCAUGGUUGUGAAGGGUUUUCGGAGAUUGCGGCAGUUUGCAUUGAAGAGCAGCCAAACCAGCAAGGGCUUCUCGUGCGGCUCACUCGUAACGAGCUGCGGUAUACACGAGAAGUCGAAAAUAUACGGGGACUGCUUCAGGUUCUAGAGGACUGCGCAAGUAAAGUCUCAGACAAAAAUGUCCUACAAAAUCAACUCUUUACUAAAGUACUUGCAAUUAGUGAAGGUCGAAUACUACAAAGGCUGAUGCCACCCUGGUACCCUGCACCAUUCCAUUGGACUGCGAAGCAGAGAAAGAACAGGACAUCGCUGCGCCACCGCAUGAAGACAUCGCUACUUCCUAUACUACAAGGAAGCAUACCUGACACGAUCCGUCUGAAGUUGAAUCGUAUCAUGGAGGCUUUGGAGCCGUUGGAAUCAAAGCAAGUCGGUCCCGACUUGAGCAAACGCGUCAAAGCUGUAGUCCAACUAUGCGCCGACGCAUCCACCAGCACAGACGGAAAAUCUCUCGAGUUGCAGCUCAAGCUUGUGCUAAACAUGUUCUCCGAAGCAGGACGAAAGGUCAUUGCCCAGAUCGACAAAAUUGCUAGAUAUUUCAACUUGUGCAAGGACCUAGCUAAAUUGGUGAUGAAAAGGGGCUAUCGCAACAUGUUCCAACAUAUCACUCUCGAGCCCGUCCUUUCCCCGCCACCCAUUCUGCCAAAAGGGGCGACAGGCCUUUGCUUUGUCCACGCGGAGGUACAGCUCAUAUUUCAUUACGAGCGUGCUCCAUGUGCACUAGCCCCUCGGUUCAUCGGUUGCAGUAAAUCUGCUUGUUUUCUUUGUGACUUACUUAUUCAACGACAUGGACGAUUCCACGUAUCCCUCUCUCACCAACGAAUAUACCCAAAAUGGACCGUGCCAGCCGUGGAUUGGAUGACCGAGAAGCAGGUCAAAGCCUGGCGACAGAUUAUUAGUGGCAUGACUCAAGAGCUUCAGAGUAUGAUAAGAAGGUUUACAAUAAACAAGGGAAAUGCCUUAUCAGCUCCGUUAGAAUCAAGGGCAUGUCUGCCACUCUCUUCAGUCCCUAGCUCAGUCGUUAUCCCUAUCGGCAUGUCGAAUCUAGGAACAGGGAGAACAGAGACUCGGGUGGGUCUGCCAUCGGUUAGCCACGACUUGUUGACAACGGAAUCAGAGAUUUCUUUGAAGAUAUCCCCUGAUGAUCUUCCGAUUUCCUAUAGAAUUCUCACGGAUGUCCGAAGUAUUCACUUCCUUUGCAGUCAGUUAACGGUAGUUUUCGACUUUGAUCGAGAAUUUAUGGGUACAAUAUCUCUCACAUCAGCAGCUGAGGCGCCUACUGCUUUUCAAAGUUUCGCUGUUGAGGAAUUAUCGUGUAUAGACGAUUUAAAGGUAGCGCCGAUAAAAGGUGAAGAAGACAUAGGAUUCAAGUUGCAAGUUGGAGGAAUUGAUGUGCUUCACGUUGAGUUUACAUGGGACUCAGCGUAAAUGGGUCAUCGCUGAGUAGCUAGCACAGGAAAUGGCUAGCAUGGGAUGGCUAGCACAGAGAGUAGCUAGCACGAAAUGGCUAGCACAGGGAAUGGCUAGCAUGGGGUGGCUAGCACAGAGAAUGGCUAGCAUGGGAUAGCUAGCACAGAGAGUGGCUAGCACGAAAUGGCUAGCACAGGAAAUGGCUAGCAUGGGAUGGCUAGCACAGAUAAUAGCUAGCGCACUGCCCAGUGGUACAUAAAGCCCUUUACUGCAAGCUCUUGUUGAGCCAAACGGCAGGCUGGAGCUUGUACAUAUCAAAUGCUACGAUGUGUUUAUUCAUGUCCG
Molecule: messenger RNA, 2268 nt
Organism: Colletotrichum godetiae
Lineage: Eukaryota; Fungi; Ascomycota; Sordariomycetes; Glomerellales; Glomerellaceae
Exons: 2
Coding region: 268-1941 (557 amino acids)
Source: RefSeq, a predicted model, not a curated record